Heterotrigona itama is the source of this 1160-nucleotide messenger RNA. The record is from the annotation of a GenBank genome assembly. Lineage: Eukaryota; Metazoa; Arthropoda; Insecta; Hymenoptera; Apidae.
UUUGGCAGAUGAGCUCCGCCGAGGAGGAUUGGGAGAUCUGCGCGGAGGGGCCGUGCAGGUGUCAACCGGAGACGAAAUCGGUGUCCUGCUGGAGACAGAAUCUGUUGGACCUCCCCGCGGCGCAGCUAGUUCCCCGAGAUGUGUUGAAACUAGCGAAACGGACGAAGCCGGUUUCUCGCGAUCGUUCGAUCGAUGAUCGUUCUUUCCAGAGAUAUCAGCGACAACGCGAUCGAGCAUCUUCCGCUGAAUUUGUUCUUCUCGCUGCACGCCGUCACGCGGAUCAGGCUGAGCAAGAAUUUGCUCGUGGAGUUGCAUCGAUCUCAAUUUCUAAGCACACGAAACCUUCUCACUGCCCGACACGACGCAGAGACGCGUCCUCCAACAGGUUGCGAACUCUGCCAGAAAGUCUUUUCUUGAGCACCACCUCGCUGGUCCUACUCGAUCUGUCUUGCAAUCGACUUUCAAGCUUCGCGUCAGAAACGUUUCGCGGACUGUCUUCGUUGGAGGAGCUCCUGUUGGGAAAGAAUCGGCUCUCGAUCCUUCCUGUGGACCUGUUCAAGGACCUGACCAACAUAAAGUAUCUCGGUUUGGAGGAGAACCGACUGAAAGAACUACCGGACCAGCUGUUCCGCGCGCAAUCGUCGCUUCGCGAGUUAAACGCAAGGGGCAAUCAACUGACAGAAAUAUCGGCGAGUUUGUUGUCGCCGCUCGAACAUCUACGCUCCCUCGAGUUGUCCAACAACAAGAUAGCCAGAAUCGAAUCAUCGGCCUUUCAAGGCUUGGUGGCGUUGAAAGAACUUCAAUUGGGGCACAAUCGUAUACGAAACUUAACGCCAGGACUGUUCACGAAUUCCACCGGUUUGGAGAGACUCGUGUUGUACGCGAAUGGCAUAGAGAGCCUGUCACGUGGCACGUUUCACGGUUUGUCGAAUUUGACCUCUCUUUUCCUCCACUCCAAUCAUCUGAGGAUUCUGCACCCCGAGUUGUUCGAUGAUACGCCGAAUCUGCGAAAAUUUAACGACGUGGCCUUGCUGAAACACGAAGAAAUUUUCGUUGAUGAUACAUGUUUUAAAUGUACACUCAACGCAUAUGAAUUUGUUGAAACGUUUCGUUUACAAUUAGAGAUGAGAUUAAAUACAAUAUGUACAGUACAAUACUUG